Molecule: messenger RNA, 2083 nt
Organism: Oryza sativa Japonica Group (Japanese rice)
Lineage: Eukaryota; Viridiplantae; Streptophyta; Magnoliopsida; Poales; Poaceae
Product: calcium-dependent protein kinase 26-like
Biological process (GO): protein autophosphorylation; peptidyl-serine phosphorylation; intracellular signal transduction
Cellular component (GO): cytoplasm; nucleus
Molecular function (GO): calmodulin binding; ATP binding; calcium-dependent protein serine/threonine kinase activity
Source: RefSeq, a predicted model, not a curated record
AGACGCUGAAAAUCCAAACCGAAACAACUACCGCUCACUUCUUCCCGCCAUUUCCUCUCAACCCAUCAAACUCACACAUCCAUUUCUUCCUUCUACCAAAAAUUCUCUCUCCGAUCCGUGCCUCUCCGUCGCCGGAGCAGGCACGCGCGCAUCCCCCGACGCCAUGGGCCAGUGCUGCACGGGUGGCGGGAAGGCCGUCGCCGGCGACGAGGCAGAGCCAGGGACCUCCAAGGCGGCGCCGCCGAGCCGCGGCACCUCCUCCAAAAAUGGGUCCGCCAAGCAGCAGCCGUGCUCGCCGGCGGCCAAGGCGGCGGCGACGGAAGCGGCGGCGGCGGCGUCGUCGUCCAAGAAGCCGGCAGGCCCCAUCGGCGAGGUGCUGGAGCGGCCGAUGGAGGAGGUUCGCACGACGUACUCCAUCGGCAAGGAGCUCGGGCGCGGGCAGUUCGGCGUGACCCACCUGUGCACCCACAAGGCCACCGGCGAGAAGCUGGCGUGCAAGACGAUCGCGAAGCGGAAGCUGGCGAACAAGGAGGACGUCGACGACGUCCGCCGCGAGGUGCAGAUCAUGCACCACCUCUCUGGCCAGCCCAACAUCGUCGACCUCCGCGGCGCCUACGAGGACAAGCACAACGUCCACCUCGUGAUGGAGCUCUGCGCCGGCGGCGAGCUCUUCGACCGCAUCAUCGCGCGUGGCCACUACACGGAGCGCGCCGCGGCGGCGCUCCUCCGCGCCAUCGUCGGGAUCGUGCACACCUGCCACUCCAUGGGGGUGAUCCACCGGGACCUCAAGCCGGAGAACUUCCUGCUGCUGAGCAAAGGGGACGACGCGCCGCUCAAGGCCACCGACUUCGGCCUCUCCGUCUUCUUCAAGGAAGGCGAGGUGUUCCGCGACAUCGUCGGCAGCGCCUACUACAUCGCGCCGGAGGUGCUCAAGAGGAAGUACGGCCCCGAGGCCGACAUCUGGAGCAUCGGCGUCAUGCUCUACAUCUUCCUCGCCGGCGUGCCGCCCUUCUGGGCCGAGUCGGAGAACGCCAUCUUCGCCGCCAUCCUUCGCGGACAGAUCGACCUCGCCAGUGAGCCAUGGCCGAAGAUCUCCUCUGGAGCCAAGGACCUCGUCAGGAAGAUGCUCAACAUCAACCCCAAGGAGAGGCUUACAGCAUUCCAAGUGCUCAAUCACCCGUGGAUCAAAGAAGAUGGGGAUGCUCCUGAUGUACCACUUGACAAUGUUGUUCUCAACAGGCUCAAGCAGUUCAGGGCCAUGAACCAGUUCAAGAAAGCUGCACUGAGGAUUAUAGCCGGAUGCCUGUCAGAGGAGGAGAUCAAGGGGCUGAAGGAGAUGUUCAAGAACAUCGACAAGGACAAUAGUGGGACCAUUACGCUUGAGGAGCUCAAAAAUGGGUUAGCAAAGCAGGGCACCAAGUUUUCAGACAACGAAAUUGAGCAACUUAUGGAAGCAGUGAGUCCUCAUAGUGAAGCUACAAACUUCAGUUCAGUUCGAGAUGAAAUGCUAAAACUGACAGGACUCCUGGAAAUUCCUUUCAACUUUCAGGCUGAUGCUGAUGGCAAUGGAAUUAUCGACUAUGAGGAGUUCGUCACCGCGACGGUGCACAUGAACAAAAUGGAUCGAGAAGAGCACCUUUACACGGCAUUCCAGUACUUUGACAAGGAUAAUAGUGGGUACAUCACAAAGGAAGAGCUCGAGCAAGCCUUGAAGGAACAAGGGUUAUACGACGCCAACGAGAUCAAGGAUGUCAUCACAGAUGCAGACUCUAAUAAUGAUGGGAGGAUAGAUUAUUCAGAGUUUGUGGCCAUGAUGAGGAAAGGAUCAGGCUGUGCAGAAGCAACAAACCCAAAGAAGAAGAGGCGAGAUCUAGUUCUAUAGCGAAACAGGGUAGUGUGUAUAGUGGCUGGUUUGUGCACAAUUUCAAACAUGAUGUGCAUUUACCACGAGUGUAAUGUAUACAAUGGAAUUUUCUUUCCAAUUGCAUAUUUACAUUUCAGGUUGGGCUCAGGUUCAUGUUUGGUCUUGCACAUUGUCCUGGCUAGUUGUUGGGAAGAUGGAUUUGUUCCUUCUUUCUGUUCA